AUGAUGUCGACUCUUAAAGACCAUAAAAAUUUUGCAUUCACCGGAACCAAGUCGUCUAUUGCCUCGAGCUCAUCCUCAACUACUGAUUUCGAUGACUUGUUGCCAGACUUGUGGCAGACGAGUUCUAACGAGUCCGAUAUGAAACACAGUUCACAGAGUUUAUUUAAUAGUCCCCACCACUACUUAUUCCAACAAGAUAUUCUUCCAUCUAUUCCGCAACCCCAGCCACAAAAUUGGUUCAAUGUGUCGGUUUCGUCUCCAUUAAGAUCGUCAUCGAGUUUAUGGGAAGAUCCGCCAACUGAACAACCACAGCCAAUUUUCUAUUUGCCACAAGACGACGACUUGUUUAAUUUUGAACAGGUCCAUCAUCCACAACACCUGCACACCAAGACCCAAAUCAACACGCAAUUAUACAAGACCGAGUUGUGUGCCUCGUUUAUGAAGACCGGAGUUUGUCCCUAUGCCAGCAAAUGCCAAUUUGCCCAUGGCGAGAGUGAAUUGAAACACGUCGAGAGACCUCCGAAAUGGAGAUCGAAGCCUUGUGCUAAUUGGUCAAAGUACGGCAGUUGUCGUUAUGGGAAUAGAUGCUGUUUUAAACACGGCGAUUGA
Candida dubliniensis CD36 is the source of this 609-nucleotide messenger RNA. RefSeq names its product Zsf1p (gene ZSF1). The transcript has a single exon. The record is from RefSeq and is a predicted model, not a curated record. Bases 1 to 609 code for a protein of 202 amino acids. Gene Ontology annotation, molecular function: mRNA binding; metal ion binding. Lineage: Eukaryota; Fungi; Ascomycota; Pichiomycetes; Serinales; Debaryomycetaceae.